CUGUCAGGAGCCGCACAUGGAUCGCGACUCGGCUGCGCUACCGCUCCAGUCGCGCAGUUGUGCUGAACCUGAGUGAGAGCUGCACCUGGGGGGGGGUUCGCCAGCUGAUUGAUCGGCUCGAAUAGCGGGGCAUUUGCAAAGGGCUUUGUAUUUAACACAGAAAUCUGAGAAUUAUACAUCAUUUUUAUAUAUAUAUAUACAUAUAUAUAAAUAUAUUUUCGUAUCAACGCGGAGUUUGUUUUUUUGGGGGGGAGGGAGAAGGUAAUGAUGGCCAGACCGCUCACUAUAAAUCCAACUUUUCUACCUCCAACCCACGGAGUGCUUAAAUCUUUACUGGAGAACCCACUGAAGUUGCCGCUGCACCACGAAGAAGGUUUUGGGAAGGAAAAAGAGAAAGAGAAGAAGCUUGAUGAUGAUGGGACAGGCACCAGUGUGCCUCAGUCAGCCUUUUUGGGUCCAACACUGUGGGACAAGACGCUGCCUUACGAUGGAGACACCUUUCAGUUGGAAUACAUGGACCUUGAGGAGUUUCUUUCAGAAAAUGGUAUUCCUUCCAGCCCUGCCCAACGUGACCAAAACCAGCACCAGCAAGCUCCUCUGCAGCCAACCUCUGCCCCAGCAACACCCUCUGUCAUGGACCUCAGCAGCCGUGCUUCUACUUCAGUUCACCCUCCAAUGGUGUCUCAGAACUGCAUGAAUAGUCCUGUCCGAUCAGUAUUGUCAUCCUCCCGCAACACUCCAAGCCCCAUUGACCCAGAUUCCAUUCAGGUUCCAGUGAGCUACGAGCCGGACCCAGCUGAUCUAGCUCUUUCUAGCAUCCCAGGGCAAGAGAUCUUUGACCCCCGCAAACGCAAAUUCUCUGAGGAGGAGCUGAAACCGCAGCCCAUGAUCAAAAAAGCACGCAAGGUCUUCAUUCCCGAUGACAUGAAGCAGGAUGACAAAUACUGGGCAAGGCGCAGAAAGAACAACAUGGCUGCCAAGAGGUCCCGCGAUGCACGACGGCUCAAGGAGAACCAGAUCGCCAUCCGUGCUGGCUUCCUGGAGAAGGAGAACACGGCAUUGCGUCAAGAAGUGGCCGACCUACGGAAAGAGCUUGGUCGCUGCAAGAACAUCCUGGCAAAGUACGAAGCCAGGCACGGACCCCUGUAGAUGGGGAGGGGUGGGCGGGCACUGCACAAGUGUGAUGGACAAUGUGUCUCCCGUUCAGUAGCACCACCCCAAAAGAAACCAUUAUUGAUAUUAUUUUAGUUUACUUUUUGUUUUUGUUUCCUGUUGUCAGCACUUUACCAGAGGCAGAGAAAAAAAAAAAAAGCAAACCACGUUAACUGACGUCCAUUUUGAUGUAUUUUAUCACCACCUAUUUAACCUGAGGCCCCUCUGUUUAAGGGAAGGAAGUUCCUUUCUCUCCCAUACUCUCUUGUUUCUUUCCCCACCUGAACAGAUAAUAACUCUGCUGCUUUAUUAUUAAUAUUAUUAUUAUUGAGAUUUUUUUCUGUUUUCUUUUUUAUCGCCGCUGCAUUUCGCUGGUCGCUCAUGGUUUUAACCCUUUCCUUGUACCCUGUUAUUGUUUCUUGUUUAAAAGUUUGUGACUUUCUUUUUGUGUGUUUUGUGCACAGAACGUACACUCUGUUUCUGUAACAGCGAGACAAAAACUAGUGUUUAUUAUUAUUAUUAUUAUUUUUUUACCCUUUCUGUGUGAUAUCUUUUCUGUUUGUUUUUUUUUUCUUUGUUUUUAUUUUAAAGUGUUAUAAGCUAACACUAGCUGAGUAAUAACAUCGUCAUAUGUGCUUCUUCUUUUUUUUUUUUUAUAAAAGUGGAUGGCUCGGCCACUUCUGUCAUCCUGCAGGAGUGCCACUAGUACUGGAAGCAAUAACCUGCCAGCGUGCGUUGGCGUGCUGCUCGCAGGCCUUUUAACGGAAUAACCCGUGCUGUGCUGGCACACUUCCGUCUCCUUGACGGGACCCACGCACUAGGAAGACAGACCAGAAGCACAUUGCUCUCGCAGUACCGGUGCAACGCAACAUCUCAAUACGAUUUGCAGCGGAAAUCUGGCUUUCUUGUUUUUUUUUUUUUUUUUCCAAUUGAAUUGAAGAUUUCUUAAUAUCCAUUUUUUAUUGUCACUUAUAAUAAUAAUUCUUACGUAUUAUUCCUUUUACUAUGGCAUGAUUUUUGUUCCGCUCUUCAGAACCUCCAGUGGUUCAUAUUUUUUUUUGCCAUUCAGUGAGUUCCUUCUCGUGUUUCUGAGCAUGAUUAAUUAGAAGAUAAGCUGCUUGUUCUUUUUUUUUAUUAUAUAUUUUGUUUGUUCCUUUUGUUUUUUUUAAAUUUGUUUUUUUUUUUUGUUUGCUCCCACCCCAUUUUUCUCCUGAAACCUAGCAGUUUUUGGUACUCUUUUUUGGGUGGGUGUGAGAUGAAUGUAAAAGAUUUUUACUUUUAAGUGGGCUGGUGUUGUCCUAUACUGUGGUCAAUCCAAUCAGUUUGUUAAUGUUAUUAAUCUUCAGACCAAAAGAAAAGAAAGAGAGAGAGAUUUUAAAGAGUUUAAUGUUUAUACAAAGCAAUUCUUUAUGGCAUUUUGUACAGUAUUUUUCCAAUACAAAUACUGACAGUGUAUUUUAAAACAAAAGGCAAAAUAUAUAUUGCUUAAAGAGUAGGAAUGCUAUUUAACUGUUUAGAUAUAUAAUAUAUAAUCAGAACUAUUGUACAGAAAGGGUGCAGUUAGCUUGGCGGUACUGCAGUCUAGUAUGCCAGUCACAGGCCUCAAUGCGCCUGCCUGACUUGAAAUUCGUUUUCUUUGUUUCUCCAUUUAUUUAGCUGUCUUUUGAGGUGAGCCUCAAGAUGUAGUGUCCAGGACAAAAGCAUUGCACACACUGUCGAGACCUGCAGGAGCCAAGAGGGCGCACAUCCUGCCAUACAAGCCUGGCAAUGUGCGCCAGGGGGCUUUGGCGAGCAGCGUAUACAAAAGUGUGCAUAAGAAGGCCUUGGCAAGUGGGGGAGCCUUUCACCUUUCCCGCUUGCUGCUUUUCUUUUGCCUCUUUCCACUUGGCAUUUUGCUUUAAGCCUCGGGCCACAUCUUAUUUUUAACGGGACAUCUUGGUCACCGUCAAGGCGCUUCAUAUCACGGAUUGAUAACUAUUGUUCUUGGUUCACAAAUGCAACUUUUUCGCUUGCCACAAAAAGCACACAGACGAAAAAGAUUUGAUCCGCUUAAAAUGACAGAUUGGCCCUUCCGUGACGGCAGGGACGAUAGGUGCCAGCAAAAAAAUACGGAGACAGAAACUGACAGAGAGGGAUAUCUUUGUCUGCCAUAACUGCUGAAAGACAGCUGAAUGCAAAAAAACAAAAACUCCCGUGUAUGUGAGGGUCCGGACCUGCCCCUCGCAGCUGCAUGCAUUGUGACAAUCGUUAAAAUGAUCACUUUUCUCAUACUGGUGUGGAAAUAGUUUUGUUGCCGAGGACCUGCAAUCUCAGGAUCUUUUUUAUGUGCUUUGUAUUCAGAGAGGAUCUGUUUUUAUUUGUUAGUAAAUGAAACCAGACUCCUGUAAAAUCACAAAAAAUAAUGAGGAAUUGAAGCAGCAGACAGCUUAAGAGCACAGGGCCCAAAUAGUUAAAGAGCAUUCACGCAGUUUAAGAACAGCCAUGCACAUGUGUGCCUGUGUGUGUAGCUCGCUCUGCUCUGCUCCGCUUUAUUUUCGUUUUUAUGAACUUGCCCACCAGCAGUGGCACACAUGAAACGGUAAACCUGCAUGUCACUGAGGUGUGUCAUGGACUCGUGACUCGCCCCAGUGCAUAUCGAGGCGCUUUUAUGUCACAGUUUGUUCUGCACUUUACAUUUGAGUCUCUUUGGGGAGGGCGGGGGGUUAAUGGGGGGAUUGGUGAGGGGGUAAAGGACAGUUUGGGCGGCCUGCGUGACUCUUUUGUCAUCCAUGUGCCAUGGUAAUGUGUGACAGGCACAGUGGGAAGGGGAGGAUCCACUCUUUGUUCUUGUACUGGUUUUCAGAGUUUGGAAGUGGCGUAAAUCGAUCCUGAAAUUCUUCCUGUCCCUUGCCAUAUCUAUGCAGGACAGCAAAUGCUCCUAAGUGACAAUGAAGACACACAGGGUCAAACCAGAAUGGCUUGUCAUUGCUCCUCUUUUUAUACAGCACUACCUCAUAUAAAGGAAAAAAAUAAUUCUAUUCUGAGUCUUUUCAAGUGCCUUGAACAAACUGACUGUUACUCAGUCACAGAAUAACUUGGCAGUUUUCUCAUCAUUGCAACUCGAGUCUUUACAGACGGCAUGGAGAGACUCAGAACUGCACUCAAGGGCUGUCCAGUCCAUCGAUGUCAGCUUUCAGUGAACCAAAUACCAAUACUUAUAUGGCAACACCACUAGACUGCAUUGAGCAUUAGAAAUGGGAGCCGAACGUCAGGGAGUGGAUGCACAUGUACUGUUCAGCCCAGAUCCUCCUUAUGUCUGUAAUUCUUAGUGUUUAAUAAAAUCUUUACAAUUUCUUC
Messenger RNA from Polypterus senegalus (gray bichir), 4488 nucleotides. Its product is annotated as hepatic leukemia factor-like. Gene Ontology annotation, cellular component: nucleus. Lineage: Eukaryota; Metazoa; Chordata; Cladistia; Polypteriformes; Polypteridae. Gene Ontology annotation, molecular function: DNA-binding transcription factor activity, RNA polymerase II-specific; RNA polymerase II cis-regulatory region sequence-specific DNA binding. The coding region runs from base 265 to 1149 and encodes 294 amino acids. The record is from RefSeq and is a predicted model, not a curated record. Gene Ontology annotation, biological process: regulation of transcription by RNA polymerase II. The transcript has 4 exons.